AACACAUUUGUUGAUAGACCGCUAACGCGGUCGCUACACUAUAAUGAUUAUGAAGUAUUUUUGUGCGAUUUUAGUGACUUUUUUCAAUAUUCCUCUCUAUCAUCAACUAAUUCUUGAGAAUACAAUCGUGAAACAAAAUGGAUCAACAGCCGAAACGUCAAACAAAUCUAGAUUAUUGUACGACUAUCAAACGCAUGCAGUCGCAUACAAAGAUCUUAUAGAGUCGAAAUGCAUUUUGGAAAUAUUAACGGGAAGCGAAAGUGUUAUCAGCAAAUGGAAUUCCAGCGGAAGAAGAGGGAGCAUAUCAAAAGAUUUCCUGGACAACGAACUAUUGUCGAAACGUCAGAUAUGGCGUUUGGCUGGUGACAGAAUCACCGAAUUUUGUAGAGGAUUCCCAACGUAUCUUAUAAAAAACAGAGCAGACGGAAAUCAAGAUAUUCUAAAUGAUAUACCAAAUUAUAUAGAAAAAUCUAGAGCGAAAAGAGCUACAAGUCAUUAUUUCCAAGGACGUGUUAGAGGUCAAACGCAAUCACAGUAUCUUAAUUUUGGAAAAUCGGAUCAACCUGGAAAAGCGGAAGCUGAAACAUCAUUGGAAGGGUCUAAAGCUGUUGUUAGUGGAAAUAACGGAAUGGGACAAGCUCAAAGUCAAAGUCUUCCUUUUGAUUGUGGUGACUGCUAUGGUAAAGAUCAAGAACAGGCGCUUAAAAUAUCAGGUUAUCCAUCUAGGCAGUACCCUGAACCAAUUAAUCAGAAACCAGAUAAUUCUGGUGUCAAUUUUCCUGGUCAAAUACCAAUAUCUGGACAAAUUCCUAGUUCAGGUCAUGUUGAAACAACUGGACAAGUUUCUAGUCCAGAUCGAACUCAAGGAUCUACUCAAACGGGACAAUGGUCUACACCCGGAUCAGAACAAAUUUCCACGCCCCAAAUUAGUAGUACUGGACCAACGGCAGGAUUAUCUAAGUUCGAUCAAAGCCUAGGUGGUAGACCAGGUCAGACAGAAGGAUGGUCAAAACAACCAAGCCAAGCUUCAAAUCAAGUAACAAGUUGGCCCGGGCAAACAGGAGGAAUCACUCCUACAGACCACAGAGGAGGUUGGACGGGGCAACAGCAACCAAAUUCCAACGUUCAAGAACCAUUGGGCGAUGUUAUUCAAACUGGGGGAUGGCCUGAGCAAAAUCAAAGACCAAUUACUCAGUGGCCUGGACAAAUUCAAUCAGCGGGACAAGUAGGAGGUUGGCCUGGACAAAUUCAACCACCUGGACAAGUAGGAAAUUGGCCUGGACAAAUUCAAAGACCAGGUCAAACAGGUAACUUACCUACUCAAAUGCGUAGCCCCGGUCAAUCAGAAAACUGGCCUGGACAAAGUCAAAUACCACAGGGUCCUGUACAAAAUACAGGACAAGGUACUUAUCCUGUACUAACAGGUUCAUGGCAGGAACAACAACCUAUUAGUGUACAAACAAGUAGAUUACCACAACAAGUUGGAUGGCCAAGUCAAACUAGUUUACCAGGACAAAUUACAGGUCAAAUCCCAACGAACAGAGGUUCUUUUGGUGGAAAAUUAGCCGGUGACUACCAAAGUAAUCAACGGAAUUAUGGAAGAUUUUCAGGUCAAUUCUCUGGACAAUACGAAUCAUACGGACCACGUGGACCUCCAGUUGGGCAAACUAAUGUGUGGUCUGGACGCACCGAAACACCUUCACAAGGUUGGUCUGGUACGGGGCAGUUUGGUGCACCUAGCGAAAAUACAAGGCAAGUUGGAGGUACCAGCCAGUAUCCAGGAGCUAAUGGACAGUACCCAGGUUGGCCAAGCACGGGACACGUUGUCGAACCUAGUCAGAACGUGAAUUGGCCUGGAGUUAAUGGACAAAUUAUCCCUGGUCAAGUUGGAAGUUGGACUGAUCGGGUCGGAGGCUGGCCCGAACAAAUGAAUAGUCGUCCAGAUCAGGAUACAGGACUUGGUCAAAUUACAAGUCCUCAACAAACCGGAGGUACAAGCCAAACCGGAUAUUGGCCGAGUGAAAUUGGAGGUACUGCGCAAAUUCCAAUUCAGGGUCAAGUAGGACAAGCUGGAGAAACUGGACAAGUUGGUGAUUGGCCUGGUAGAGUAGGAGGACCUGGUGUAGGGGGAACUGGCCAAGCGGGAAGCUGGCCCGGUCAGAUUGUAGAUACAAGUCAAAGUAUUGGACCAACUCCAACAGGACAACGUGGAGGGCCUAGUCCAGUUGGUGGUUGGCCCAAUUAUAUGCAGCCAGGAGCUGGUUCUGUUGGAGUUUGGCCGGGUUCGACCGGAGGUACAGGUCAAGUUAGAGGACCUGAUCAAACUGGGGCUACUGGACGGGGUGGAACAUCUGAUCAAAUUGGGAGUGGGCCAGGACAAAUGGGGAGGCCAGGACAAUAUGAAGUUACUCGAGGUGGGGGCUGGCCUGGUCAGAUGGAAGGUAGAACGCAAGCUGGAGGACCUGGACAAUCCAGUAUUCCUGUACAAGGACAGGGAUCUACUCAAGGUGGAGGUUGGCCUGGACAAGUAGGAUAUGAUCAAUCUCGCAACAGACCUUAUCAAGAGCAAGUGCCCAUACAAAAUGGAAGAACCAAUCAAGGGGUUUGGCCAAGUCAGAGUGGAAGUAUAGGACAGGUUGGAGAGGCAGGAGGAAUUGGUCAAAAUAUUCCGGGUUUACUGGGUACCUCAAAUGGAGCUGUUGGAGGACAAAUAUCUAAUCCGAUAGAUGAUUCGGACUCGCAGGUUCAAACUUCUGUUCAACAAACUGAUAAUGGAACUACCGCACAAGCCCAAGCACAAGGUACAUUCGGAGGGGGAACUGCACAAUCUCAGGUGUCAGGAACUUAUUCGGGAUCUGGAUCAUUUAGCGCAUCGGCAGGAUCUGAUGAUGGUAAGAGAGGAGCUCAAACACAAGUUUCUGGAAGUAAAGAGGGCGCUCAAAGUACUGCGCAGGGAAAAGGUGGUUUAGGACAAUCUCAGUCACAAGUAAGUCUAUCACUUGAAACAGGACAAACUAGUUCAAGUGCUCAGAGUGGUGGAAUGAACCACGGAACGCAAUCUCAAGUAUUAGCUUCUGAAAAAGGAGGUCUAGCUGACGCCCAAUCGAAUGGACCGGGAAGCACAUCUUCUCAAGCUCAAAUUGGUUUUAUACCAUACGAAGAACAGGAGUCGGACGACACUGAACCUUUUAGAGGCGGCGGAGUGGCUGGUGCCCGGAGUGGAACAUUUUCAGGAAUGUCUCAAUCUCAAGUUCAAGGGAAAUUUAGAUAUGGAGUCAAAUACAGUGGCGCUGCGCAAGCCGCUACUGGUGGGACUGGUUUCGGGAAAAAUUACACAAGAUCGGGACCUUUCAAUCCUAUAGAAAUAGAUUUUAAUAUAGCUAAAGAAAAACUCUCUCAGAAACAGACCGAACAAGUCGUUACAUCGAAAAAACAUGAAAAUAACAAAACAGCUGUGACACCGAUCGAAAUAGAAACUACAACAAUGAAACCAAUAUCCACGAAAAAAUCGUCGCAUAAACAAACAAAUAACAAGGAUUACAAAGAUGAGGAUGAUGAUUAUUAUGAAGAUUACGACGACGAAACCGAGAAACCGAAGACUAGAAGUAUAAUAACGCAAUCAGAUCUCAACCAAAGACAGCACAUUGUAUUGGAUCCCUUAGAAGACCUAGAUCUUACCGUACACCAAAGCAAGGGAGUCAUUCCAAGCGCAGAUACAAUCAUCCAACCAGGAGAAACCGUUCCGGGUUAUCCUGGAUACAAAAUACCUUUGGGAUUCAGAGGCACAUUGAAAUCAAUUGCAAACGGUCCAAAUACAUACGCCAUAGGUAAACAUUCGCAAGCUCAAAGUGCCACUCUCUCUCCGGGAACUGGGAAAAUCAUUUAUAAAAAGCCUUUCUACGCAGUCACAUCAAAUACUCAUUCAACGAACGGUCAGUACAGUUACGGUAGCGGUUACACAUAUCAACCCGCAUAUUCCCCAGUCAGCUACCAACUGAAAAGUGGAAAAAUUUUACCAAAUUUCAUAUCAGUUUCCAAAUCAGAAACGGGUUCUAAGAAUUUGGAUACUGGAAAGAAAACUCCAAGCGUUUAUUAUAGUCAAUCUUCCAGUUGUGGAAUUUUCACAAAUCAAUGUAUAUUUAACGCCGGUCGAAAAUUAUGUUUUCCUAAAGCUAAGACAAAUCCCGACGGCACAAUUAUGGGCUGCUAGAAUCUAUUUAUAUCUAGAUUAAGUUACUGUAACAAUCAAAUGUACAUACACGAAUAAUAUUAA
Molecule: messenger RNA, 4273 nt
Organism: Diorhabda sublineata
Lineage: Eukaryota; Metazoa; Arthropoda; Insecta; Coleoptera; Chrysomelidae
Gene: prc
Product: hornerin
Exons: 5
Coding region: 44-4210 (1388 amino acids)
Source: RefSeq, a predicted model, not a curated record